AGUGCGUGGGUUGGAGGCUUUUUACCCCUGCUAUGUUUUUUCACCGAGCAGCUCCUGAGAUCGCGUUUUUCCAGAUGAACUUUGAAUUCUUUUAAUGACCGAUUACUUAAUCUUGUCGAAGAAAUUCAGAGAAAACGCCAUGCAGCUUUCAUUUGUCUUUUUGCCAUCGGAGUAUCUGUUCCAUAUGGUAAUCUACAGUCCAAGACUGAAUAGGACUACAGUGUGAAUAGUCGCCUUUCUUCAACAGCCUUUGGAAGAUAAUUUUUGACAGCUAUUGGAUUCAUUUUUUUUUUUGUUAAUUUGUGGUUAAUAUAUUCAUUGCUUGACAUUAUGGCUGAGGACAGAGAUACAGGGGUUUUAUCCACGGCUAAAAAAACUGCCAAUGCCAUUAAAGAAUUUGGAUCUAGACUGACACGGAAAAAAUUCGUCGAUACAGAUGUCAUGGAGACCAACCUUCGUCGCUGUCUCAAUACGGCAGAUAUUACAAUGUUGGCAAUCGGGCACAUGAUAGGCUCCGGCGUGUACGUCCUUACAGCAACUGUUGCCAAGAAUAUGGCAGGACCUGCCAUUGUGUUAGCCUUCCUCUUCAGUGGAUUUGCUUCCUUUCUGGCUGCCCUGUGUUAUGCAGAAUUAGGAGUGCGCUAUCCAAGAUCGGGAUCUGCCUACUCUUACACAUACCUUGCUCUGGGAGAACUCUGGGCCUUCUUGGUAGGUUGGAAUGUAGCUCUGGAGCAUGUGAUUGGAGCAGCCGCUAUAUCAAGAGCCUGCAGUGCUUAUAUAGAUUCUUUGGCUGGAGGAGUCAUUAGCAAUGCCACUGAAAAUGCCAUGGGUGCCAUUCACGUACCCUUUAUAGCAGAACGUCUAGAUUUCCUGGCUUUCGGGAUAUUGAUUCUUUUCACUGUCUGCCUUUCAUUUGGGGUGAGAAUGACAUCACAUCUUAAUAAUGUUUUCUCAGUCGCCAAUUUGGUCGUCAUCGUGACCAUCAUAUGUGUGGGUGCUUAUUUCGCAGAUACUUCCAAUUGGACCAAUCCAGCAACAGGUGGUUUUAUGCCUUUUGGCUGGUCAGGCGUCUUAGCAGCUUCCGCAUCUUGCUUCUAUGCGUAUGUAGGUUUUGACUCAAUUGCAUCUUCCGGAGAAGAGGCAAGAGAUCCACAAAAAUCCAUACCAAGGGCCACCAUGAUUUCUAUGGGAAUCGCCACUACGACUUACGUAGCGGUAGCUACUGUUCUUACACUCAUGGUCAAUUAUCAGGAUAUUCACGAUGAUUCGGGACUGCCAGAUGCUCUAGCAGCACAUGGAGCCCACUGGGCGAAAAUUGUUGUGAUCGUUGGCGCUGUUAGCGGAAUGGCAACUGGAAUUAUUGGCAGUCUAUUUGCACUUACCAGAGUAAUUUAUGUUAUGGCUGAUGAUGGCCUGCUGUUUGCAUUUUGCUCUAAUGUGAAUACAAAGACGAAAAUCCCAUUAGGGGCCAUGUACAUUUUCGCUUCUUUGUCAGCUCUUAUGACACUAACUUUGGAUAUCAAUACCCUAGUGGAAGUUAUGUCCAUCGGAACUUUGUUCGCCUACUUAGUAGUCAGUGCUUCGGUCAUCAUCUUGAGGUAUAGACCCAACUUGUGUCCCAAGGAUGACAGCCAAGAAUUGUCCUCCAUCGGCAGCAGCACUGAAAAAAUAGAAGAUAUUGGUGCUGGAGAAUUUAAGGCACGUUUUCAGAUGUUGAGGACCUAUUUGGAUUGGUGGCCUGGUCGUCUAGUUACAAUGAGCGUUCUCUGUUUCGUCAUUUUUACCUUCCUGACUUGUGGAUUCGUGACAGGAUGUUCUUCAAGCAUCGCAAAUGGAUCAUGGUGGAGUAUCAUCAUUCUAGUGGUGCUGCUGUUUUGCACCAUCUCAUGCUUCGUCAUCAUUACACUACAUCAGCAAUCCACUGCUCCUCUCCGAUAUAAGGUGCCCCUGGUUCCUCUGAUUCCUGCUUUAAGUAUAGUUGUGAAUGCCGUCCUCAUCGUCAACCUACAGGCAGCCACCUGGCUCAGGCUGCUCAUAUGGGUGGCUGUUGGUUUGUCAAUGUAUCUAUCGUACGGCUUAGGCCACAGCAAAUUGGAUGCCACUUCACCCAAAUCCACUCUCCUGAAACCGGGAGCUUCACAACUUCCCACCUGGGGAUCUUUGGAACGAGAACCUUCUUUUGACGCAGCCCAUAAGACAGAACAUUCUACGGACAAGGGAAAACAUCCAAUCCAAUCCUCACUGUCUAAAGAGUUUUUGGUUGAUAAUGUGGAUACAUCGCCAUGAACCAAACACGCACUGUAAGUUCAUUGAAAUCCGCUGCAGAUGGCUGCCGCAUGUUAAUUGUAUGGGAUAAAAACUGGCCUCAUCUGUGACGUUUUGCAAUUUGGUGUCUCCAAGCUCUUGUUGCAUGAUUGUUGUUCUUGAUAAAUCUGUGAAAAAUGGAAGGCACAAUGAAAAUAAAUGACUAUUAUUAAUUCUAUAUAUCCUGCAAGAUUGGUGUCUACUAUAUAUUGCCACAUUAUGACCGCCAUUCUUAAUAAAUCUGUAUAAAAUGAAGGAUAUAGAGAAAAAGAGCCAAAUGUGAUUAUUAUUAAUUCCAUGUAUCCUGCAGAAUUGGUGUUUCCUUUGUGUUGUCACAUGAUUGCAACUAUUCUUGAUAAAUCUGUAUAAAAUGAAGGGCACAGAGAAAAAGAGCUGAAUGUGAUUGUCACUUAUUCUAUAUGCCCUAUGGAUUUGGUGUCUCCUUUAUGUUACCACAUUAUGACUGCCAUUCUUGAUAUAUUUGCUUAAAAUGAAGGUCACAGAGAAAAGAGCUAAAUAUUAUUAAUUCUUUGUGCCCUGGGGAUUUUGAUAUAUCCAUGAUUUUACUAUAUGACUAAUGUCUUGAAAACUUAUGUAAAAUGAAAGGCGCAAAGAAAGAGAGUUAAAUGUGAUGAUUGUUAAGCUGUUCCUGUACUUAUUGUUAGCUUUGAGUAUGAAUAUUUUAAGUAUGUAAACGAUGUAUUAAACAUUGUGCUGUAUUUACGUGUAUAAAUAUGUGUUAGAAGUCAUUAAAAAUGCAUGCAGCUAUGGAGAGCUAAAAUGUUCUUGCGGUAAUCUCCUGAUAAGAAUAAAUGUUCAAUAUUUAAAUGUUGAAUUAUAUUAAAAGUUACA
Molecule: messenger RNA, 3156 nt
Organism: Argiope bruennichi
Lineage: Eukaryota; Metazoa; Arthropoda; Arachnida; Araneae; Araneidae
Product: cationic amino acid transporter 4-like
Exons: 4
Coding region: 331-2286 (651 amino acids)
Biological process (GO): transmembrane transport; amino acid transport
Cellular component (GO): plasma membrane
Molecular function (GO): amino acid transmembrane transporter activity
Source: RefSeq, a predicted model, not a curated record